Molecule: messenger RNA, 551 nt
Organism: Racocetra persica
Lineage: Eukaryota; Fungi; Glomeromycota; Glomeromycetes; Diversisporales; Gigasporaceae
Source: the annotation of a GenBank genome assembly
AAACUGAAAAAGGCCAACUUCAAACCAAAAUUGAAGAAUUGGAGCAACAAUUAUCUAAUCAACAAUUUAGUGGAGACGAGCAAAAACUUAAAGAAAGAGAAUUAGAAAUUAUCCGCAAAUUACUGACUGAAAAAGAAACUGAAUUAGCCAAAUUACGUGGCAAUCAACCCACAAACCUCCAACAAACAAAAAAUAAUAAUGGCUUAAAAUGGGCGAUUGGCUUAGGAGUUGCGGCACAAGCAAAAAUUAAGAAAAUAAAAUUAUUAGGAAUUCCAAUGCGAAAAAAAGAAUUACAAAAAUUAGCCCAAAAGGUUCAAUUAGAGAUAAAAGAGGAGGAAUUACAAAAUUAUUUAGACGUUUUUAAGCAUUUAGAAAAAUUAUUGACCGACUUCCAAAAAGUUAAAAUAGAAAAAAAAACCAAGCCUCUGAAAAGAAUUAAUGUCGGCUCUUUAACUUUGCGAGAUUUAGAAAAAUUGAAAAAAGGUUUUUCCCAAUCCCGAAUUAGCCGACAGGACCAGAAAAAGAAUUCUCUAAUUACGGACGACGGCUCG